Molecule: messenger RNA, 819 nt
Organism: Rotaria sordida
Lineage: Eukaryota; Metazoa; Rotifera; Eurotatoria; Philodinida; Philodinidae
Source: the annotation of a GenBank genome assembly
AUGAUAAAACAACUUGUUUGUCGACUAUUCUCUGUUCAAUGUCAAUUAAAAUCUCUUCGACUUGAUAUUGGUAACGAUUUCAUCAAUGGUUCAGUUCAUACAUGUUUAGCAUCAAACUCUUACUUUUCUUCGAAUUUUAUUCAAUAUAAACUCGAAUCUUGUUGUAUGACUCUUCAUCGCUUAGAUAUUCGACUUAAAUGUACAGAUGUUCUUGAAAAUCUUAUUGAACAUCUACCUAAUCUUGAACAAAUAUCAGUUGAGUUUGUUUUUUCAUUGGGAUUCAAUUCAUCAUGGAAAUGGAAUGUGGAAACCUUGAAACAAUCAAAUGAAAACUGGUUUAAUAAACUACCAAAGUUACGAUGUUUUACUUUAAAAACUUUCAUUAAUAACGAUUUGGAAUUUGUUUAUUUAAAAUGGCUUCUUAACAAUUUAAAUUAUGCUGAAAAACUUGAAAUUCAACUUAAAAAUGAGGAUAAAAUCGGUCGAACAAGUCAAAAUAUAUGGAAAUGUUUGAUUGAUGCAAAUUUCAUUCGUCAAUAUUGUUUACCUGAUAGAAUAAUUAAUUUAAUUAAUUUUAAUUUUUAUAUUUGUUCAGAAUGUCAAUUAUCAUUAAAUGAUAUAGAAAAAAUAACAAAUUCAUUUAAAAUUCAUUCUUUUUUUAUUGAUUACAAAUGGACAAAUGUUGAAUGUUUAUUUGAUCCAAUAAUGUCAUGUCAACAUAUCUUUUCUUAUUUUCCUACCAAACUUAACUUAUCUAAUAAUCUUAUGUUAGAUAUUUCUCUUUAUGAUAAACUUCAAUUAUAUUAUUUUCCUUUUUAG